AUGGCGAGCCCUCCGGAGGCCGAUGGCUUCUCGGACGUGCGCAAGGUGGGGUACCUGCGCAAACCCAAGAGCAUGCACAAGCGUUUCUUCGUGCUGCGGGCGGCCAGCGAGGCCGGGGGCCCGGCGCGCCUGGAGUACUACGAGAACGAGAAGAAGUGGCGGCACAAGUCGAGCGCCCCCAAACGCUCGAUCCCCCUCGAGAGCUGCUUUAACAUCAACAAGCGGGCCGACUCCAAAAACAAGCACCUGGUGGCUCUCUACACCCGAGACGAGCACUUUGCCAUUGCGGCAGAUAGCGAGGCCGAGCAAGACAGCUGGUAUCAGGCGCUCCUGCUGUUGCACACCCGGGCCAAGGGUCACCACCACGACGGGAGCGCGGGCUCCGGGGCCGGGGGCAGCUGCAGCGGCAGCUCGGGCGUGGGGGAAGCCGGGGAGGAUCUGAGCUUCGGAGAGACGCCCCCGGGACCCGCCUUCAAGGAGGUCUGGCAGGUGAUCCUGAAACCCAAGGGCCUGGGGCAGACAAAGAACCUGAUCGGCAUCUACCGCCUCUGCCUGACCAGCAAGACCAUCAGCUUCGUGAAGCUCAACUCGGAGGCCGCCGCCGUGGUGCUCCAGCUGAUGAACAUCCGCCGCUGCGGCCACUCGGAGAACUUCUUCUUCAUCGAGGUGGGCCGUUCGGCCGUGACGGGGCCCGGCGAGUUCUGGAUGCAGGUGGAUGACUCGGUGGUGGCCCAGAACAUGCACGAGACCAUCCUGGAGGCCAUGCGGGCCAUGAGCGACGAGUUCCGGCCCCGCAGCAAGAGCCAGUCGUCCUCCAACUGCUCCAACCCCAUCAGCGUCCCCCUGCGCCGACACCACCUCAACAACCCCCCGCCCAGCCAGGUGGGGCUGACGCGCCGCUCGCGCACCGAGAGCAUCACCGCCACCUCCCCGGCCAGCAUGGUGGGCGGGAAGCCGGGCUCCUUCCGCGUGCGCGCCUCCAGCGACGGAGAAGGCACCAUGUCCCGCCCGGCCUCGGUGGACGGCAGCCCCGUGAGUCCCAGCAUCAACCGGACCCACGCGCACCGCCAUCGGGGCAGCUCCCGGCUGCACCCCCCGCUCAACCACAGCCGGUCCAUCCCCAUGCCCUCUCGGUGCUCCCCGUCGGCCACCAGCCCCGUGAGCCUGUCGUCCAGUAGCACCAGCGGCCACGGCUCCACCUCGGACUGUCUCUUCCCACGGCGAUCCAGCGCUUCCGUGUCCGGCUCCCCGAGCGAUGGCGGCUUCAUCUCUUCCGACGAGUACGGCUCGAGCCCUUGCGACUUCCGCAGUUCGUUCCGCAGCGUCACCCCCGAUUCCCUGGGUCACACCCCACCGGCCCGGGGCGAGGAGGAGCUGAGCAACUACAUCUGCAUGGGUGGCAAGGGGGUCUCCACGCUGGCCGCUCCCAACGGCCACUACGUGCUGUCGCGCGGGGGCAAUGGCCACCGCUACCUGCCGGGAGCCGCGGGCCUGGGCACCAGCCCGGCCCUGGCCGUGGACGAGGCCGCCGCCGUCGGGGCUGCGGAUCUGGACAAUCGGUUCCGGAAGAGAACCCACUCGGCCGGCACGUCCCCCACCAUUUCCCACCAGAAGACCCCCUCGCAGUCGUCCACGGAGGAGUACACGGAGAUGAUGCCCGCCUACCCGCCAGGAGGGGGCAGUGGAGGCCGGCUGCCCGGCUACCGCCACUCGGCCUUCGUGCCCACCCACUCGUACCCCGAAGAAGGGCUGGAGCUGCACCCCUUGGAGCGCCGUGGGAGCCACCAACCCCACCAGCACCCCCGGCCCGACCACCACGCCGCCCUCCACACGGACGACGGCUACAUGCCCAUGUCCCCGGGGGUGGCCCCGCUGCCCACCGGCCGCAAGGGCACCGGGGACUACAUGCCCAUGAGCCCCAAGAGCGUGUCUGCCCCCCAGCAGAUCAUCAACCCCGUCAGACGCCAUCCUCAGCGCGUGGACCCCAACGGCUACAUGAUGAUGUCCCCCAGCGGCAGCUGCUCGCCCGACAUCGGUGGGGGCGGCGGCGGCGGGGGCGGCGGGGUCAGCGGGAAGCUGUGGACGAAUGGGGUCGGGGGUCACCACCCCCACGCCCUGGCGCACCCCAAGCCCCCUGCCGACAGCAGCAGCAGCGGUGGCAAACUCUUGCCUUGCACCGGGGACUACAUGAAUAUGUCCCCCGUGGGCGACUCCAACACCAGCAGCCCCUCCGACGGCUACUACGGCCCCGAGGACAAGCCCGUUCUGUCCUACUACUCAUUGCCAAGGUCCUUCAAGCACACCCAGCGCCCCGGGGAGCCGGAGGAGGGUGCCCGCCCCCAGCACCUCCGCCUCUCCUCCAGCUCCGGCCGCCUUCUCUAUGCCACCACGGCAGAAGAUUCUUCGUCGUCCACCAGCAGCGACAGCCUCGGUGGGGGUUACUGUGGGCCUCGGCCCGAGCCCGGCCUCCCCCAUCCCCACCAUCCUGUCCUGCAGCCGCAUCUACCACGAAAGGUGGACACCGCCGCGCAGACCCACAGCCGCCUGGCCAGACCCACCAGGCUCUCCCUGGGGCACCCCAAGGCCAGCACCUUACCGCGGGCUCGUGAACAGCCGCUGCAGCCCCAGCAGCAGCAGCAGCAGCAGCAGCAGCAGCCUCCAGAGCCCAAGAGCCCAGGGGAAUAUGUGAAUAUUGAAUUUGGAAGUGAGCAGCCUGGCUACUUCUCUGGCCCCAGGGCUCCACACAGCUCCGGCCUUUCUGUCCGGUGCCCAUCCCAGCUUCAGCCAGCUCCCAGAGAAGAGGAGACUGGCACUGAAGAGUACAUGAACAUGGACCUGGGGCCAGGCCGGAGGGCAGCCUGGCAGGAGAGUGGUGUGGUUGAGGUGGCCAAGGUCGCUGGGCCUGCCCCUCCGGGGGCUGCUAGCGUGUGCAGGCCUACCCGGGCCGUGCCCAGCAGCCGCGGCGAUUACAUGACCAUGCAGAUGCGUUGUUCCAGCCAGAGCUACGUGGACACCUCCCCAGUUGCCCCCGUCAGCUACGCUGACAUGAGGACCGGCCUUGCUACAGUAGAGGACGCGAGCCUGCCCCGGGCCACGGCCGCUGCUCCCUCUUCCUCCGCAGCCGUGGCCGCCUCUCCCAGUGAGCCUGAAGGAGCAGCCGAGCUGCCUGGGCGGGCUUCCCUGCUGGGGCCUCCACAGGGACCCGGGGCCAUCAGCGCCUUUACCAGGGUGAAUCUCAGUCCCAACCGCAGCCAGAGUGCCAAAGUGAUCCGGGCAGAUCCACAAGGAUGCCGGAGGAGGCAUAGCUCGGAGACCUUCUCCUCCACACCCGCUGCCACCCGGGCGGGCAACACGGUGCCCUUUGCAGCGGGGGCCGCAGUGGGGGGCAGCAGCAGCAGCAGCAGCAGCGAGGAGGUCAAGCGCCACAGCUCUGCCUCCUUUGAGAAUGUGUGGCUGAGACCUGGGGAGCUAGGGGGAGGCCCCAAGGAGACUGCCCAAGGGUGCGGGGCCGCCGGGGGUGUGGAGAAUGGUCUUAACUACAUAGACCUGGAUUUGGUCAAGGACUUCAAACAGCGCCCUCCGGAGCGCCCCCCACAGCAGCAGCCUCCCGCACCCCCAAACCCCCAUCAGCCCGUGGGCAGCGGUGAGAGCCGCUCUGCCAGCCGCUCCAGUGAGGAUUUAAGCACCUAUGCCAGCAUCAGCUUCCAGAAGCAGCCAGAGGACCGGCAGUAGCGUCACAGCAGAAUGAAGACCUAAACAACCUCAGCAAAUCCUGCUUUAACUCAUGGGUACCCGGACUCUUAACUAUUUCAUGAUUCACAACCAGGACCUCACCUCUUCCUCUCCGUAGAUGGUACGAUGCAUCCAUUUCAGUUUGUUUACUUUCUAUAAUCCUCAGGAGUUCAUGGACAGAACUGCACAUUCUAUAUUGUGCCGAGCAAAAAAACCCAGAAACACACACACAACGAAAACCACCAUCACCAACAAAAGCAACAACAAAAGCACUGUGAUACCGGAACAAUGAGUCUGCAUCAACUUCAUCUUAAACCUUAUGAACUUAGCUGGCCACGAUGAGCUGACAUGCCCACUGCAAUGCUGUGGGGGAAUGAGUUAAACUCUCAUUGCAGUUACGAGAUCAAUUUUAUCUGCUGCUGAAACUGCUCCAUAAAACACCAUUGUAAAUUAUUUCAUACAGAACUGUUCACGUUGAGUGGAGAAAGUAUUGGAUAUUUAACAUAGGUUUUGAUUUACAUGUCUAAUUUUUUUUUAAUGAAAAUGUAACUUCUCUUAUAGCACAUCUGUUGGUUUUUUUUUUUUUUCCUUCUUUUUUGGAUGUGGGAUUGAGGUAUACAAUGUUCUGUUGUAAAGAAGAGUGGAGCAAAUGCUUAGAACAAAUCAGAAAAGCAUAGAAGAGGGUCUGACCCUUGUUUUAAGACUGUAAUUCAGAAAAGUAAUAUACUAAGAAUCAUAGUGCCAUAGACGCUUCUCAAUUGUAUAGUUCUAUUUGCUGAUACUAUCUCCUGUAAUAUAAACUUGAUGUUGAGCUGAGUUCUUUAUAAGAAUUAAUCUUAAUUUUGUAUUUUUUUUUCCUGUAAGACAAUAGAUCAUGUUAACUAAACUGAAGAAGGAUAUAUUCUACUGGGGUAUUUUCAAGUGUCAGUUUAAAAUCAGUAGUUGAAUGGAAGCAGAAUUAUAAGAAAAGGAAAUGACAGUCUUCCAUUCAUUAUAUAUACUGUACAGAAGAGAGACAUGGAUGGUCCCUUUACAUACAAAGCUCUCUUUGGAAUGAACAAUGUAGGUGUUUGUAAAUUCUGGGAAUGUCUUUCUAUUCACAAUACAUUACAUACCGUUGAUUUCUUUUCCUCCCCAUCUACCACCAUUCUGUAAGCUUCCUGCUCCAUCUCUUAUUUUUUUUUCUGUGUACAUGUUAUGGUAUUUCAUUUCCUUCAUUGUCUUGAGAAGGAUGUUAAGAGAAGCAAUCUCUUGCUAACCAGAAAUUAAAAUCCCAGAUUUUUUUUUUUUUUCUUUAAAUCAUGGCCAGGGCUACAUGUCACUUUCCUUAAGACCCUCAUCUCUUAUGUCCUGACAACUUCCAGUGUUACAUGAUUUGACUAAAUGUAAGUGGUUCAUUUGCCCUGAUGAGUGCUGGGCCUAUUUGUGAUGAGUUACUAAAACCACCAAUGUGCAGAGAGCACAGGAGAGCAUGAUGAUCCCCUAUUGGGAGAUGUAGCCAGCAGUGCAAGUGUUAUUCCUCUUCUUGUUUGCAAAGUGUAGGCACCUUGGAAUUUUCCCUUGUGGAACCAAAAUGGCCAUGAACACAGCUUCACGUUAUUAACCUGUAGAAUGUUCAAUCAUUCUGCCAGGAAACCUCCUAAAGGUUAAGUGAAUGAAUGCAAAUAUCAGGUUCCCUCUGAGCCAGUGUGAGCGGUAUAGCAGACAUUGCCAGCCCUGCUUGUAGAAGGAGCAAUAUUUUAUUUCUGGGAAGAGUUGAGCUCCCUGGGUGGGGCUGCAGGGAAGGAGCUGCUGCCUCAUUGCUGGUUGGGGACCUCUGCUCUACUCAGAAGUGAGUGGAGAUGAAUGGACACACUGCUGAGGCCUGUGUUACUGCUCAUUGAACCAGAUGGCAUGUACCUCACAGACUGUUGUACAAUGUUCAUUGUUGCUGGUCUUAAUCAUUUGCAUGCUCAUCAGUUUCUAAGAUAAAUAGGUCUAUAGUCAUAAGAAUCCAUUGUUUCCAAGAAAACCUGCUGAAUUCCAUCAUUCCCUAUUUGUGGAGAACCCCACCAAUUUGAAAAAAAUCUGCUAUGAAAGUUGUUUCUUACACUUGGGUUAAAAAAAAAGAGAAUUUCAUAGUCUAAAUCUCUUUUCAUUUUUCAAACAUUCUAAUUUGUUCUCUUGUUUGAGUAAGAAGAAAGCAAGGCAGUUUUCUUUUUCUUUCUAGUUGUAAUUUUUUUUUAAGGAAACUAGACUUUGAAUACAUCUUACCAAGAUACCUCUGAAUGUGGGAUUAUCAACGUAUUUUGGGUGAGGAAAGAAAUGAACAGACUGGAAAAUCCAUCUCUUGGUCUCUGACUUUUUUUGUUGAGUCAAAUAGCACGAAGGUGGAAAUUCAUAUUUAAGCUGCUCUAGAAGUACCUGAGCUGGGUUUAAUGACAAUAUCAAACUUUACUGACUUAAAACUGGAAGUUACUGGUACUCAAGCCAAAGCCCAAGCUCUGGCUACUUGAAGGGUUUACUUUAAGCACAUCAGCUGCUAAGUUCUUGUGUUCAGUUCCUUUUGAAGAAAGUUGGCUUUUAUGCAUUUCUGAGUAUUUGUAGGUCAGGCAAGGGCUUACAUCCAUGGAGCUUCUAGUGGCCUCUAGUUAACCUAGAAGUUAGUGGCUUUUUCUUCAUGAACCCAACCUUUCACAGUGUUCUGAGAGACUUAAGUGGAAUUUUAAAGUUCUCCUUUGUUUUUUAAAAAAAUGCUUCCUGGCUUUGAUGUCUUCAUUUUGGGAAAAAUGAACCAGCUGGGGAUGAGGAGAACCCAUUAAUGAUCAACCACUUGAAUCAAUAAUGACAAAUCAGUACUGAUGUUAGAUUUGUGGCUAGUUUUUGCUGACUUUCAAAGGUCAGGGACUCCCUUGAAUAAUCUGUAACUGUACAAAUGGGUCUACUCAAAAUCAUCUAGCCAGAGUAGAGAUUUUUUAACCUUUCUUUCCCUGGCUUUUAUCUUCUACCCAUCUUUUAAAUGUGUGACAAAUAAUUAAGUAACUAUGUUUCUGUACUGUAAGGAACAAUAUUCUACGGUACCGAGCAUCUGCUUUAUCUAAUGUCACAUCCUGUAGGCAAUAUACCGUGUAGCUGGGAACUCAUUUACUACAGGUUGAAAGAUGGGGAGGAGGCACCCCAUCCACAGACAGUAAGAGCCAUGACUGUGGGUUACAGUGAUCCUUUCUAUUUGACUUACAUUGCUUUGGCAGAAUUCUGUAGGUUAGAUCAGCACACAAGGAGAGUCUCAGUCAAGGAGGUUCUCAAACCACACACUGGAAUUCGCACCUUCACCAGGGAGACAGGGACCUCUGGAAAGGCAUUUGAAGGAGAAUGAGUGGAAAUCAAAUAAGAAAUGGCUUCAUUUGCAGUGAGUAGACAGGAGUUUUAGAGUUCUCAAGACAAGGUGACUGUGAGGAAGAAGUGAUGUCUUAUACAUAUAUAUGGAGUGUGGAAAACAUAGAAGCAUGCCUUUCUGGGAAUGCAAGGAAGCACAGCCUUGUUGAUACAAAAAGCUAGACCUCCAUUCAGACUGAGGGUAGUGAUGAAGAACCACACAACCUUUCUGUGGUUGUGCUAGACUAUGAAAGGUUAGACACUGGUACCUUUGGUCAUUUCUAAUGCCAAGGUCCUCCCAUAGUUCUUUAAGUCGGUGUCUCCUAAGUGUGGGCCAGCAGGUAUGUGGGUAUCUCUCACUGCUUAUAAUUAGAGCAUGAAAUUUGAUGCUAGGAGAGGUUGAAUGAUGUUAGAAGUGUUUGGCUCUACUCAUAGGAGUUUACCAUUAAUAAAGAGCUUACAAUUAGGCAGUGUGAGUAGAAACGUGUGACAGAUGGAGAAUUGUCUUCCUUUCCUAGCUUGUUGAUGACUUGGCAUUCAUGAUAUAUGUCACCAAGAGAUCGGUGUGAUAGUCUUUUUGCCACUGAUCUAGUAUUCAAAUCUCUCUUUACUUUUGCUCAUUUCCCCAGUGUAAAACAUUAUAUGCCAUAUCAUAGGACAAUUUCACUAGACAGGAAAGGAUGUUUGUAUUUGUGUGGACAUUUUUAAUGCUGUUUUUUUUUCUCCUUUUUAGAACUUUGUCAUUGGCCUAAGAAUGUAGUUCCCAGAACAAUUUUUCUUAUAAAGUAUUUUCCUUACACCUCUUUGGCUACAGGGUGGGCCAAAUGAUCUCCAUAUAUAUUUUCAUUUAUUGUGUGUGCCGUUUGGUUUAUCAUCUUAAGAUGGUGGUGCUGCCCAUGGUGCUACUUCAUCUGUGUACAAAAGACCAAUGCAUGGUCUGUAUUGCUACCAAAACAUUUACUGUAUAUAUGUGUAUAACAUAUGUAUUAUGUAUAUAUGUAAUGGGUACCAGGCCAGGUUGAUGUUUUUUAUUUAGAAGUGUUUCACUUUUCCAAGUUUUCUUAUAGUGUUAUGCUUGUUUUUGAUUUUAACUUUCCUGAUUCUGACUGGUACUUAGAAUUGUAGUGUCUUCAUCGUUAAUUAAAGAAAACUGUCUAAAUGGA
Messenger RNA from Dipodomys spectabilis (banner-tailed kangaroo rat), 8249 nucleotides. It is a transcript of the gene Irs1, whose product is annotated as insulin receptor substrate 1. Lineage: Eukaryota; Metazoa; Chordata; Mammalia; Rodentia; Heteromyidae. The record is from RefSeq and is a predicted model, not a curated record. Gene Ontology annotation, biological process: insulin receptor signaling pathway. The transcript is spliced from 2 exons. Gene Ontology annotation, molecular function: phosphatidylinositol 3-kinase binding; insulin receptor binding. Bases 1 to 3732 code for a protein of 1243 amino acids. Gene Ontology annotation, cellular component: cytosol; plasma membrane.